Neurospora hispaniola is the source of this 791-nucleotide messenger RNA. Its product is annotated as GTP-binding protein RHO-1 protein. The coding region runs from base 196 to 783 and encodes 195 amino acids. Gene Ontology annotation, cellular component: cytosol. The transcript is spliced from 5 exons. Gene Ontology annotation, molecular function: GTP binding; protein kinase binding; GTPase activity. The record is from RefSeq and is a predicted model, not a curated record. Lineage: Eukaryota; Fungi; Ascomycota; Sordariomycetes; Sordariales; Sordariaceae. Gene Ontology annotation, biological process: small GTPase-mediated signal transduction.
CCAACACCCCCAUCUCCAUUUUCCUUCCCUUUUCCAUUUUGCAUCUUUUAUCGACCAAAUCCAGGCCGCGUGAUACCCUCUCCCGUCCUUUGCAUACAACCCGUCGACAACAAAGCACCGUCCGUCGACAUCACACUCAACUAUUCAACAACUUAAUCUCUCCUCCCCUAUUCACACAACCACCAAACCGACGCCAUGUCUGCUGAACUCCGCCGAAAGCUCGUCAUCGUUGGCGAUGGUGCCUGCGGCAAGACCUGUUUGUUGAUCGUCUUCUCCAAGGGAACCUUCCCCGAGGUCUACGUCCCUACCGUGUUCGAGAACUACGUCGCCGAUGUCGAGGUUGAUGGCAGACACGUCGAGCUCGCGCUAUGGGAUACGGCUGGUCAGGAGGAUUAUGACCGUCUCCGUCCCCUGUCCUACCCCGACUCUCACGUCGUCUUGAUCUGCUUCGCCAUCGACUCUCCCGAUUCGCUCGACAACGUUUCCGAGAAGUGGCACUCUGAGGUUCUUCACUUCUGCCGUGACGUCCCAAUCAUCCUCGUUGGCUGCAAGAAGGAUUUGCGCCACGACCCCAAGACCAUUGAGGAGCUCCGCAAGACCAGCCAGAAGCCCGUUUCCCCCGAAGAGGGUGAGGCUCUGAGGAAGAGGAUCAACGCCCACAAGUACCUCGAGUGCUCGGCCAAGACCAACGAGGGUGUCCGUGAGGUGUUCGAGAACGCGACAAGAGCCGCCCUCCUCAAGAAGACAAAGACGAAGAGGGGCCUCUGCAAGAGCUCGGUCUAAACAAACCC